AUGUCCGGCGAAUAUCCUGUGUGUGAUCGUGAUGAUCAGCAUUAUUGGCGGCUUCUCCGGCCGACGUGGGGUGCCCGGCGCUAUGGAGGUGCGUUGGUCGGUGGCGCUGUCCGAUGUGCUGGAGGGCGCCGAAAUGAGGGCCAGUGGAUUGUAGCGAGAAAGCGAGGGUGCUCGGAUGGCGGAAGACGGCGAUGCGAAAUCCCUGGGGGACAGGGGAGAACCCUUCAAGGAGAGAAAGAGGAGCGAAAGGAGGGGGGUGGGGGGGGGGGGGGUGAAGGUCAUCAGACCUCAAGGUGCGUAGCACCAAUUGACCCUGCACGAGCUGCGCUUCAUGACUGUGGUCGAGUCACCCUCCUCCAGGAUCUUUGCCAGCCAUUGCUAGCUGUUGUCUGCCUACCGAGGUUGAAUGAAGGGGUCGCCAGCCUGACGCGAUUCACUUCGCCUCGUGAGGAUUUGGUGAGGCAACCAGGAAGCUCAUGGGCUGUAAAGUCCGACACAAUCAUGUCGCACGGUGGGACGUCAUUCAAGUCGUCAUUUCAAGACAGAGCUACAGAUGUCAUCAAGGCGCACCUCCCGAAGCACGAGGCAGAGGCCAUGCCAGGACUCGGCGAAAAGCAGACGGGGAGCAUUCGGCAUGAACAGUCACGUGGCACAUAG
Molecule: messenger RNA, 657 nt
Organism: Verticillium alfalfae VaMs.102
Lineage: Eukaryota; Fungi; Ascomycota; Sordariomycetes; Glomerellales; Plectosphaerellaceae
Exons: 2
Coding region: 1-657 (218 amino acids)
Source: RefSeq, a predicted model, not a curated record